Molecule: messenger RNA, 1650 nt
Organism: Colletotrichum truncatum
Lineage: Eukaryota; Fungi; Ascomycota; Sordariomycetes; Glomerellales; Glomerellaceae
Product: amidase
Source: RefSeq, a predicted model, not a curated record
AUGGCUGUUCAAGCCUCCUUCUGGUUUCUGGCUCUCAUUUGGCUCAGGAUUGCUAGCAUCGCCAGUUGUUUGACUGUAGUUAAAAACAUCCCCUUUCCCAGUCUCAUAGAUGUCACGAUUGAUGAACUGACGGAAGGUCUGGAAAAUGGUCUUUUCACCAGCGUCGAUCUUGUCAACGCCUACCUGGGUCGUAUUUCUCAAGUCAACAGCACACUGAAUGUGGUGACGGAGGUGAACCCCGAUGCGCUCUCCAUCGCAGCCGAUCUGGACGCCCAGAGAUCCAAUGGCACAUUGAAAGGCCCUCUUCACGGGGUUCCCAUCCUUAUUAAGAACAACAUCGCGACCGCUGAUCAGAUGAACAAUACUGCUGGCUCAUGGGCACUUCUGGGGGCCAAAGUACCAAAUGAUAGCUUCAUGGCGAAGAAGCUCCGCGAGGCUGGCGCCAUUAUCCUGGGCAAGACGAACUUGAGCCAAUGGGCAAAUUACAGAAGUAACAACACCAGCAACGGCUGGUCUGCUUAUGGUGGCCAGGUUUAUGCCGCUUACUAUCCUCAACAGGACCCCAGCGGGAGCUCGAGUGGUAGUGGAGUAGCAUCGGAUUUGGGACUUGCCCUUGCAUCGUUAGGAACCGAGACCGAUGGCUCCAUCUUGUCACCCGCUCAACGUAGCAAUCUGGUCGGGAUCAAGCCAACCGUUGGUCUUACAUCAAGACACCUUGUAAUCCCAAUCAGCGAGCACCAAGACACAAUUGGACCUAUGGCUCGAACGGUUAAAGACGCGGCAUACAUCCUCCAUGCCAUCGCUGGAACGGACCCCAAUGACAAUUACACUUCUGCAAUCCCAAACGACGGCGAGAUCCCGAAUUACCCAGCAGCAUGCGACAUGUACGCCCUCCGUGGCGCUCGUAUUGGCAUCCCACGUAACGCCAUCGAGCUAUUUUCCGACAACACGACCGGUAUCGAGACCGAUGCCUUUGAGGAAGCCCUCGAGGUUUUCAAAUCAGCGGGGGCAAUCAUUGUCGAUAACGCGAAUUUCACCGCUGCGGAGCAACUAGCACAGUCGAAUUCGGAAACCAUCGUCCUGAACGCAGACUUCAUCACUAAUCUAGCGGCUUAUCUUGCCGAGCUAACAUUCAACCCCAACAACCUAACGUCUCUUGCCGAUGUACGGGAGUUUACGCAGACUUUUGACCUGGAAGACUACCCGGACCGUAACACGGCUAUAUGGGACGACGCUCUGGGUGAGCAAGGCUUUAACAACACUGAUCCUCGGUUCUGGGAUGCGCUGCAGGAGAGCGAGUAUCUCGGCGGAGAGGGAGGGCUGCUCGGGACGCUAGAGAGGCACAAUCUGGAUGCUGUCAUCUUGCCCACUAGCUUUUCAAGCACAUGGGCUGCAAUCAUUGGAGCGCCGGUUGUGACGGUUCCCCUUGGGUUCUACCCCGCGAAUGCGACAGUGGUCAAGAACAGGAGGGGGAACUUGGUGGACACCGGACCGCAUGUGCCUUUCGGUAUCAGCUUCCUUGGUGCGAAGUUCCAAGAAGCUAAGCUCAUUGGGUUGGCUUAUGCCUAUGAGCAAAGGACGCUGAACAGGGGCAAGGUCCAACCAUACAUCACGCCCAACAUUGAGAUAGGAGAUUACGCCGGGUAUUGA